AUGUCUAAACGGAGGAUUGAAGUAAUGGAUCCUUUUAUUAAAAAGAAACGCGAGGAAAAAGCAGCGGCUGCUGCUAAAUCCGGCGGCAGUGGUGAAGGGUCAUCAGACUCCGUGGCCAACCUAGGAACAUCUCUAUCUAGCACUUCAAGCGCGCCUGGGAUUAAUCCAUAUAGUGGUCUACCACACUCCCCACGCUACCAUGAACUAUUGCAAAAACGGCUGGGUCUCCCUGUAUGGGAGUAUAAAAAUGAUUUCAUGCGUCUUCUCAAUACACAUCAAUGUGUUGUGCUUGUUGGAGAAACAGGAUCUGGUAAAACUACACAAAUUCCUCAGUGGUGUGUUGAAUUUGCUUGCGUCACUGCAAGUAAAUCCAAAGGCGUUGCCUGUACUCAGCCAAGAAGAGUAGCAGCCAUGUCGGUGGCUCAAAGAGUGGCUGAAGAAAUGGAUGUAGCAUUAGGACAGCAAGUGGGUUACAGUAUCCGUUUUGAAGACUGUUCAGGACCACAGACAGUAUUAAAAUACAUGACAGACGGUAUGUUGCUUCGUGAGGCAAUGUCGGACCCAAUGUUGGAUCAAUAUAGAGUAAUUUUACUUGACGAAGCUCACGAAAGAACAUUAGCAACAGACAUUCUAAUGGGUGUCUUGAAAGAGGUUAUAAAACAGAGACCAGACUUGAAACUAGUUAUUAUGUCUGCUACGCUAGAUGCUGGCAAAUUCCAACAGUACUUUGAUAAUGCACCACUAAUGAAUGUUCCGGGACGAACACAUCCUGUAGAAAUAUUCUAUACACCUCAGCCCGAACGCGACUACUUACAGGCGGCCAUACGUACUGUGAUACAAAUACAUUUAUGUGAAGAAGUUGCAGGUGAUAUUCUCCUGUUUUUGACUGGUCAAGAAGAGAUUGAGGACGCCUGUAAGAGGAUCAAACGGGAGGUUGACAACUUGGGUCCUGAUGCAGGUGAACUAAAGUGCAUUCCAUUAUAUUCCACUCUGCCCCCAAAUCUCCAACAGAGAAUUUUCGAGCCUGCACCCCCAAACCGCCCCAAUGGUGCGAUUGGAAGGAAAGUUGUGGUAUCUACAAAUAUAGCUGAAACCUCUUUAACGAUAGAUGGUGUAGUGUUUGUGAUAGACCCUGGAUUUGCUAAGCAGAAAGUGUAUAACCCAAGGGUUCGUGUAGAGUCUUUACUGGUGUCUCCAAUCAGUAAGGCUUCUGCCCAGCAGCGGGCUGGACGUGCCGGAAGAACUCGCCCCGGAAAGUGCUUCAGGUUGUACACAGAGACAGCGUACAAGAAUGAAAUGCAGGACAACACAUACCCAGAGAUUUUGAGAUCAAACUUAGGGUCUGUAGUUUUGCAGUUGAAAAAGUUGGGGAUUGAUGACCUCGUGCACUUUGACUUCAUGGACCCACCAGCCCCCGAGACACUUAUGAGGGCCUUGGAGCUACUUAACUAUCUCGCUGCUUUGGAUGAUGAUGGAAACCUAACAGAUUUGGGUGCGGUGAUGGCAGAGUUUCCAUUAGACCCGCAGUUGGCGAAGAUGUUGAUUGCCAGCUGCAACCACAAUUGCUCCAAUGAGAUCUUGUCCAUCACAGCCAUGUUAUCAGUGCCUCAAUGCUUUGUUCGGCCAAAUGAGGCGAGGAAAGCCGCGGACGAAGCAAAGAUGCGUUUCGCUCACAUCGAUGGAGACCACCUCACGUUGCUCAACGUUUAUCACGCGUUUAAACAGAACAUGGAGGACCCUCACUGGUGCUACGACAACUUCAUCAACUACAGAUCACUCAAGUCUGGAGACAAUGUCAGGCAACAGUUAAGCAGAAUUAUGGAUAGAUUUAAUCUGAAAAGAACAAGUACGGAGUUUGCGAGUAAAGAUUACUACAUUAAUAUAAGGAAAGCACUCGUCAAUGGAUUCUUUAUGCAGGUAGCACAUCUGGAGCGGAGCGGCCAUUACCUAACAGUGAAGGACAACCAGAUUGUGCAGCUGCAUCCGUCGACCUGCCUGGACCACAAACCCGAUUGGGUUAUUUAUAAUGAAUUCGUGUUGACCACCAAGAAUUACAUACGGACCGUUACUGAUAUUAAACCUGAAUGGCUCUUACGCAUCGCCCCACAGUACUACGAACUAAAUAACUUCCCAGUGUGCGAAGCGAGACGGCAGCUGGAACUACUGCAGGAGCGUCUAGACUCCAAAUCCUACCAGGAAGGCUUCUAA
Messenger RNA from Pieris macdunnoughi, 2208 nucleotides. Lineage: Eukaryota; Metazoa; Arthropoda; Insecta; Lepidoptera; Pieridae. The record is from the annotation of a GenBank genome assembly.